Molecule: messenger RNA, 141 nt
Organism: Caenorhabditis elegans
Lineage: Eukaryota; Metazoa; Nematoda; Chromadorea; Rhabditida; Rhabditidae
Gene: T25B2.4
Exons: 3
Coding region: 1-141 (46 amino acids)
Source: RefSeq, marked reviewed
AUGCUUUUAUCGUUGUGCCAAAAAGACUCAGCUUACUAUAUUAGUUCGGAAAAUUGUCUCAAAUCGAAAACAACACUUGAGUGGUGGAGAUCUACACUUGUAAAGUUGCAGUCAAAUCUGAAUGCCUCAUUACGAAAAUGA